UUUGCUUUUUCCCUUACUCUCAAGUCUCAACACAACGCAACAGUCUCUCACUAGAAUAAACGAACAAAAAAAAAAAAAAAAACAAACUUCUGCUGAAAUUUGCAGAUCAAAACAAGAAUAAAAGGGUAAUAAAAACGCUUGAGAUUGAGAAGAUCAGAUAUGGGAUCUGGGGCUGGAAACUUCUUAAAAGUUAUACUUAAGAACUUUGAUAUUCUUGCUGGGCCUGUGGUUAGUCUUGUCUACCCUCUAUAUGCCUCUGUUAGAGCAAUUGAGACUAAGUCUCCUGUUGAUGAUCAACAAUGGCUUACUUACUGGGUGCUCUAUUCUCUGAUUACUCUCAUUGAGCUCACCUUUGCCAAACUCAUUGAAUGGAUUCCUAUCUGGUCAUAUGCUAAGCUGAUUUUUACCUGCUGGCUAGUCAUUCCAUACUUCAGUGGUGCUGCAUAUGUUUAUGAGCAUUAUGUGAGACCUUUCUUUGUCAACCCUCAGACUAUUAACAUUUGGUAUCUCCCAAGGAAGAAAGACGUUUUCAGUCAGCCAGAUGAUAUUCUUACUGCUGCAGAGCAAUACAUUCAAGAGAAUGGGACAGGUGCAUUUGAGAAGCUCAUUCACAGGGCUGACAAGUCCAAGUAUUCAAACAAGACCCCAGUCUUCGCAUAGGACAGUAGGGAUUGAGCUUCAUAGAUUUCUUUUUGUCAACUGUAACCUAGGUACUUGCUGAGGAAAAAAGGGGAAAAUGUGUUUACAGUGUUACCGAAAUCAUGUUUUGCUGUUGAUAGUUGUUACUUUAUUUCCUGUUUUCAUAUGCAGUUUUUGGUUUCUGUAUUGGUACUGAAUGCUAUAACAUAAAAUCACGUAAUUAUUA
Molecule: messenger RNA, 865 nt
Organism: Pistacia vera
Lineage: Eukaryota; Viridiplantae; Streptophyta; Magnoliopsida; Sapindales; Anacardiaceae
Product: HVA22-like protein a
Exons: 5
Coding region: 160-660 (166 amino acids)
Source: RefSeq, a predicted model, not a curated record